Magallana angulata is the source of this 10076-nucleotide messenger RNA. RefSeq lists its product as uncharacterized. The record is from RefSeq and is a predicted model, not a curated record. Gene Ontology annotation, molecular function: calcium channel activity; calcium ion binding; protein binding. Gene Ontology annotation, biological process: detection of mechanical stimulus. The coding region runs from base 88 to 9552 and encodes 3154 amino acids. Gene Ontology annotation, cellular component: membrane. The transcript has 44 exons. Lineage: Eukaryota; Metazoa; Mollusca; Bivalvia; Ostreida; Ostreidae.
UGUCAGAGGUUGCAUAAUCGCUGAGGUACUGCAAACAUGAUUCAUGAUUCCAUCAAGGCUACUAUUCUAAGGAACACAUGAAAACUCAUGAAAACUAAGAUGUUUUAUUCACGUUUUAAGGAAAUUCUCUUCAUAUGGAGUUUUUUAGUUUUGACAAUUAAAGGUGAAACUUCCACUGAAAGCCCAUUGGAUGGCGAGGUCACGACAGAUAAAACUUCCACUGAAAGACGAGCAGAAGACAACAUUACAGCAGAUGAAACUUCCACUAAAAGACCAACAGUAGGCGACGUCACAACAGAUGAAACUUCCUCUGCAAGCCUAACAAAUGGUGACGUCACAACAGGUGAAACGUUCACUGAAAGCAUAACAGAUGGCGACGUCACAACAGAUGAAACUUUCACAGAGAGCCCAACAGAUGGAGACGUCACAACAGGUGAAACUUCCACCUCAAACCCAACAGAUGGCGAAGUCACAACAGGUGAAACUUCCUCUGAAGGCCCGACAGAUGGCGACGUCACAACUGAUGAAAUUUCCACAGAAGGCCCAACAGAUGGCGACGUCACAACAGGUGAAACUUCCACCUCAAACCCAACAGAUGGCGAAGUCACAACAGGUGAAACUUCCUCUGAAGGCCCGACAGAUGGCGACGUCACAACAGAUGAAAUUUCCACAGAAGGCCCAACAGAUGGCGACGUCACAACAGGUGAAACGUCCACCUCAAACCCAACAGAUGACGAAGUCACAACAGGUGAAACUUCUGAAGGCCCGACAGAUGGCGACGUCACAACAGGUGAAACUUACACAGAAAGCCCAACAUAUGGCGACGUCACAACAGAUGAAACUUUCACAGAAAACCCAACAGAUGGAAACGUCACAACAGGUGAAACAUCUACAGAAAGCCCAACCAAUAGUGACGUCACAACAGGUGAAACUUCCACUGCAAGCCCAACAGAUGCCGACGUCACGACAGGCUAUAUUAAUUCGUUUUUUAUAACGAAGGAAGAAAAUAAGCAUAUCAAACUGGUUAACAAGUCUGACGUCUCAGUCAAUCUGACACUAGAAAUACUUGGAAAAAUUGGAAACGAAUCGACAUCCUUUGACAUUUUGCUUAGAAACACCAACCCCAACAAUGCAUCGGCGACAUUGUUUCAAAAACAAUACAUCGUUGAAGAAAAAGACAUGUCAAAAGAUGGUGUGAUAACUGUACAGUUUCCUAUCAAAGGAGACUAUUUUGCAGUCUUUGGAUUCUACAAAGUUUUCUUAGAAGCGGGCUUGCAAAACUCAAGCUCAUUCAAUGAAUCGAUACCUUUGUUUAUAUCUUAUGACGAGGAAAUUGGCCAGGUUUAUAUCAAUGGUCCACAACAUAUAAGGAUCGGGAGUUUUGCAAACUUUACAGCAAAUGUUGUUCAAGGACACAGUGUAGGCCUCACUUGGAAUUGGGUCAUAGAUGAUAUCCAUAUCAACAAAACCAUACAAACAAAAAACAUAACUUCACAGAGCACACAGCUAUUUAACAUUUCGAAAGCAGGCAAAAUUGAAAUAUUUGUCACUGUUAAAAAUGGGAUUUCAAGCUCCUCAAAUUCAUGCAGUAUUUUAUCAUUAUACCCAAUAAACGGAUUUGAACUAUAUUCAAGAAAAAAUGUGUAUAGCACAACGGAAGAUGCAUUGUUUGGAAUUAAUAACACUACAACAAAUUAUCCUGUAGGAUUGGUAAAUGUUUAUUUCCCCUUGUUUCUUAUGAAUGCUCUUAGCAUUCACGAUUCAAAUGUAAGCAAGUUUGAAUUCACACAUAAAUUUGAAAAACAAGGUAAAUAUGAAGUGUUGAUAGAAUUAAGAUCAGAGAUUGAUGCUACAAACAUAUCGAUGCCUAUUGACAUUUGGGAUAAAUUGGCUGAUCUGCAAAUUAAGCCUUCCAAGAUGUAUGCAAGCGUUGGAGAAAAAAUAAGUAUUGAUUUGGAAAACCCCCCGCCGUCAAAUUUUCAUUAUAACCUAUCGCUUGGAGAUGGAAGCGAAGAAAACAAGAUUUCAGGAACCCUAAAUAAAUCCUUCAUAUGGUCUAAGCAUGAACAAAUCUACAAUGAAUCUGGAUUGUACAUAAUCACCAUCUUUGCUUGGAAUGGAAAAUAUGAGAAAAAACAUUCUGUGACAGUUUCUAUACAAUAUCCAAUAGAACGUUUAAGCAUCACCCCUGACACAUAUAAUGUUCCUCUUCCCGAUGGACUUGUCGAUUUCGACAUCAGACAUGAAGGACAACAACUUCCAACUAAUGUAUCUUGUACGGUUCAUUACGGGGACAGAAUCGAAUUGGAAACGAAAAAUAACGUUUUCAAAAAUACGAAAGUUUAUUCGUUUAGACUUCAAUUUUCAAACCAUGGUCAAUACAAACUUAAUGUGUCUUGUAAAAAUGAUGUAAGUUCUUUUCAUUUGGAGCCACAUGUGAAUGUCACAAAAAUCAACACGAGUGACAUUUCACUCGUCUACCAGAAUCCCUCACCAAUGAACAUGUCAAGAAAUGCAGCUUUUCCAUAUAAUCCAACCCCAGUGCCUACAAAUGUAACAUUUAAGAUUGUUCUGUUUAACUGUUCAAGAUUACCAUUUGAUAUGAAUGAAACAUGGAAAAUUGUCAAUUAUGGUGAGACGAAAUUUAAUAACAAAACAGAAUUUACUCGGACACUUUCAUUUAAAGAAAGGAAUACUUUCGAUAUACAUGUAGAGUUUAAGUUGAAAGGCGACAUUCGUACUCUAAAGAGAAGCAUUACUUUAGGAAAAAUGAAAUUGAAGUGCAGUAAAACUAUGAUCAAUUUCAAGGAGGAAACAUUCAACGUAAACUUAAUGGUACUAAAUGAAUUUGAACCUAACAAAAAAAGAAAUGAUGUAGGAUUUACUUUGCAAUCUGAUUAUGAAGUUCAAAUAAUUGAAGAUAAACCAGCGCAAUCAUUCAAUUUAAGCAAAAACUCACUUCUCAAUGAAAAAUUUUUUGAAUUAAGAUAUGAUAAAUAUGGCUUUUAUAUGCCUAAGUUUGCUGGAUAUGGAAAUGAUUUUAUAGAAGAAAUAUACUUAGAUGGUCCGUUGAUUGCCGAAUUUAAUCUCGAAAACAAGCUCGAACUGCAUACAACUGCAGAAAAAAAUAAUGAUACAGUAAAUCUUCCUCCCGGAGACAUCAACUUUACAAUUAGUUCAGAUUUCGACGAAACAUUGCCGUGGGUAAAUUGUAGCCUUACAUCUGGAGAUGAAGUAAAACGAUUCGAAUACAACGUUAGUCAUAACAUCACACGUGACAGCCAUAUAGUAGUAAACCAUACGUAUGGCGAUCUUGGAAACCAAACAAUAAAAGUGACAUGCAUUAAUUUUAUAUCAUCAGUGAGUUUUACGGGAAAAGUAGACGUUAUUAAUUCUUGCUUUGGAGACGAAGGAAUAUUUGAUCGCAAGUUUUCCAUGCCGGAAGUCAGAAUGAAGAUAACUGAUACCAGUGAAGUGUACAUAGCAAACAGAAUGAGUGUUUUCUGUUAUAAAGAUGAUAUCAAUUUUGUUUGGAAAAGAUGCAAGUCAAUACCAUUGAGAAAAGGAGUGUGUUUAUUUAAUGAAGCAAAAACACUGACAGCAAACAAUUACAAUGUUACAUUGAAUGUUUCAAUUCCGCAAUGGAAAACCUACAUAUUUGAACCAAUGUUUAUCGAAAUAAUCCCGUCUGUUCUUGUUGCUUACAUAUAUGGCGGUGAUUCAAGAAUAGCGUUUGUAAAUGACAUUAUAAACUUCAAGGCGCUGAUUUUAAGGAAUAAUAAAGAAGUCCGUUUAAAAUGGGAUAUAGACAGGGGCAGUGUACCUGAAACUAACUUUAGGCCAACAUUUUCAUACAAGUUCAACACCAGUGGUGACUUUAACGUUUCUCUAAGAGUAAAUGGAACUGUCACAUUUACCCAGAAAGUCAGCGUCUUGAACAGGACUGUCAACUAUACUGUCACACAUUUGAAAUGUGUAUUGAAUUGUAUCAUGAACGCCAUAUCGCCACAAAUGAAACUGGCAAUUUCAAGUGAAUGUACCAAUUGUCUAGCUAUAGAUAAUACAUCAAACGUAGACUACAAAUGGUCAGUGAUCGGAGGAAAUAUUACUGAUAUAAACUACAAAACUCUAACUGGUAUAUACGGAAAAGACAUUUCUCUUAAUGGGAAUACUUUGAUGCCAGACACAAACUACAAGAUUGUAUUGACUGUUGAUAUUACUAACAGUAGUAUCGAACCAUAUAAUUUAACAAUGAAUUUCAAAACCAGCUUGGGUGGAAAAGACAUUAUAAAUAUUGUGUGCGACGCUACUUUUAUACCCGAAAAGACUGCAGUUAGUGCUAUAUGCAAAGGAUCUUCAAGUAUAGUUGUGAGCUAUCUUUUUGAAACUAUCACAAGAAGAUUGAAUGCUUAUAACGAAACCGAAGACAUCGUAAACUAUCUAUACCGGGGAUAUGAAGGCUCAAUUAGAGAGAUACCAAUUCAUACAGGAGACGACAGAUUUCAAAGCAACGUCACAUUGCGCAUCAGAAUAUUUAAUGAAAACGGAGAUUAUCGGACAUUCAAUACGACUUUUCAAAAUGUCACAACCCCUAAGCAAUAUUUUCCUCUUGGAGAAGAUGAUGAAAAGAAGCUUGGAAAUCUUUUACGGGAUUUUAAUAAAACCGUCAGCUACAUUCGAGCAGGAGGUGAUACGAUGAGAACUUUCCGAUACGUAGGAUCAGUAGCAUCUAUGUUUGCAAGACACAAAAGGAAUGUUACUGUUACAACGGAGGAAGAUAUCCUCAGAGGAGAAACUGAUGUUAAAUUUUACGAGGACUCUCCAAUAGAAAAGAAAUAUAAAGAAAUAAUUUACAAAAUGAUUGAUGUCCUAUCUGAGGAAGGAAAAAGCUGUACAGAGACAGACUACAGAAGAUUUAGUUUGACUGAUAUACAACUCAUUUUUAGUACAAUAUAUGCUAUGGUGAGAGAGCCAUGUUAUAUAUCUAUAGAUAUGUUGGAAAAUAAAUUAAUUGAAAUAUUGGAAAAUGUGACCAAAUGUUUUACAAUUCGAAUGGGUAAAACCAUGGAGCCAUUACCAAACGACUACAUCGAGCUCAUUGAAGAAAUUAUGAAACAAAUAGUGCGUAUUGUAAGUGUCAUUAUUGAUGUGAUGCUACCAAGACAACUAAAUGACUACAGUGACUUAAGUUUUGAGAGAAUACAGGCUGACCUAACGAUUAAACAACUUCGCAACGAUCAACAAAUAAAACUGAUACACAGGAACUUAACAAACGAGGAACUUAGCGAAAUCAAGAGAAAAAGUGUGCUCCUUUUGAACUUACAUGAGCAUGAAAAGUCAAUUCAAGACAAACAAAAAGAAAUAGCAGAAAAAUUCUUCGAUCGACUACGAAAAUUGAUAUUUGACGUUCAAUCGAUUGUGUUAUCCACAAUGGUAUUAGGAGAACAAAUGGAGUUUCAACAACGAUUUCUUAAUGUUUUAAUGAUGAAAACUACCAUUAAGGAUUUUAAUACAGAGAAGUCAAAAAAAUUUAAUUUACAAAAGAUUAAUGGAACUUCACCUAAUGCUAAUAUCGACGUUAAGAUCUGUGUGUUUGGGAAAAAUCCGUUCAUAUAUGGUAACAAUGCCAGUAGUCUGACCUCUGACGUAUUUGUGUCUGAUUUUGGAAACGAAACUAUCGUAGAUGUGACACUUAAAAACAAAGGAACAAGAAUUCCUUACAAAUUCAGUCCUUUAUACAGCCAGUAUGUUGACGAGAAGAUAACACACUUUUAUUUUGACGUCACAAACGAUGAUGAUGCAAUUUUGAUUUAUUUAAAACCUGAGGGUUUUGACGUGAACAGUAUUGAAAACAGAACUAUGUAUUGGGUGUACGUAUCGCCGAAACCUUUUCCAACAACAUCUACUUCAGAAAAUAGAGUUUAUAAGAAGUUGGAAACCGCAAUCAGAAACUGGGAUUCUGAACUCGGAUACAAGAUGUUUGCUCCAGCUAAUGUGUGCCCAAAAGGAAUAUGUUACCUAGGCAUUAAGCCUAUCGAAUAUUUGACGGACAGUACAGCAGGAUCACCGCGAAUGAAAAGAGAUGUAGCAAGUAUAGGUCAACUUAAUGGCAGAAACAGCUCAUAUUUCAAUCCAGCAGAGGCUAAUUUCACAUUGCAGAUCGUAACGACCGCAUGCAGAACAUGGAAGAGGGAAUCAAAAACAUGGGAGUCGGACAAUUGCCAAGUUCUGCCAGACACUACAGUAGACGAGACAGUUUGUCGUUGCAUAGGACAUAUUUUCUCAACAACAUUUCACAUCCCUCCAAAUUUAAUAGAUUUAUAUAACGUCUGGGGAAAGUUUGAUGUGAAUAAUGCCUCCGUUUAUGGAACCAUCAUUGCGUUAUUCGUUAUUUACAUUGUGUUAGCCGUGAUCUUGCGCCGAGAAGAUAGGAAAGAUAUCGACAGGUGGUCAAUAGCUUUUCUGUGUGAUCAUGAUCCAGAUGACAGUUACUUUUAUAAAAUGACUGUUUUCACUGGGCUUAGACGAAAUGCAGGAACAACUUCUAACAUUUAUUUUGUGCUGAAUGGUUCAGACGAUGAUUCUAAAACACGCUCUUUGUAUGGAGGAGCUCGAGAGGGCUUCCCGUCAGGCAGUGUUGUAGCGUUUGUGUUUGGUACAAAACAUAGUCUAGGUGACCUUGAAUACAUUAGAAUAUGGCAUGACAGUUCAGGAGAAAAAUCACUACAAGACUGGUAUCUCAAUAAAAUAGAAAUUACUGACCUCCAAUCAAACGAACGGAUAGUUUUCCUGUGUGACAAUUGGCUAUCCCUUACCAAGGAAGAUGGACAGACAGAACGCUUGAUUCCUGUAUCGACCGUUGAAUCAUUAACAACAUUUAAAACUCGACUUGCCAGUCAAGCACAGAUAAAUGUCACCGAACAUCAUCUUUGGUUGUCUCUUUUCUUACGACCCCGGAAAAGUAGAUUCUCGAGGGUACAUCGAUUGUCUUGCUUGAUGGCCUUGCUCUUUUUAAGUAUGAUUUCCAAUGCCAUGUACUACAGAUCCACAGAAGAGUCUGUUAAUAAUUUCGUACAAAUUGGAGUGUUUAAACUUUCUCCUUCGGCAUUGUUUAUUUCUUUAGUCGGGAUCGUCUUAACCACUGUUCCAGUGUCAUGCAUAACAUUUCUAUUUCGAAACAGAAAAUUAAAGAAAGGUGGAAGUUUUAAUAGCCAGUGUGAUGAGAAAGUAAGAAAUGAUCAGGAACUAUUUGUUAUUCCAGAAACAUUAAUAAGGGAACAUGAAGGUUUACUACCGUAUUGGAUUGUUUACGUGGCAUGGAUAAUGUUAACGAUAAUGGUUGCUGUCUCUGCAUUUUUCCUCUUGCUCUACAGCAUGGAAUGGGGGAGUACCAAGUCUGAAGAGUGGCUUGCCUCCUUUAUUUUAUCGUUUUUAGAGUCAGUUACACUUGUUGAUCCAGUAAAGGUUUUGUUCGUAGCAGUUCUGUAUGCAACCGUGUUCAAAUCCAUUAUUUUUGAAAAGACCGCUGAAAUAGAUGUGGAAGAGAUAAAAGAAUUUUCGCAGAAAUUAAAUCAGUCAUCAAGAAAACAAUUUGAAGCAUUUGCGAGCAGUAUUCUUCGAAACCCCAUUCAACUGACCCAGGAGGAAAUAGAAAGAAUGAGAGCAAAGAGGCAAGAGGAACACAAGGCAAAGAAGGCACUUACAAGAUUAAUAAUAUAUGCUAUAUAUCUCUCUACUCUUUUCAUUAUCAGCUAUUUGGAGAGGGAUGUCAAUUCGUUCAACUAUAAAUCAAAUAUCGAGAACUAUAUGUAUUCAGGUGGUAACGGAAAACAGGGAUUUUCAUCGAUCAAUAGAACUGAGGAUUUUAUUAAUUGGCUGAACACGACCUUUAUUUCUACAAUGUAUCCGGUAAAAAAUUACGCAAACAAAAACCUAAAGGUUCAAGAAAAGCGCAUGUUCAGAGACGAUGCAAGUGUCAGAGUUGGACCAGCCCAACUUCGACAACUACGAACUGUUCCUGCAGCCUAUUGUUCUGUAAAGAAAAUAACAUGGCCAUACCCAUGCGUGCAUGGAUAUGAAAAAGAAUUUGCAGACGCAGCUGAAUAUUGUGCUAGUUGGAAACCCUUAGAUUUAAACUGUGCAGCCUAUACAAACCAGAAGAGCCGCUUUACUGCAGGUGCAUGGAAAUACACAGACGCAGAGAGCAUAUGGGGAACUCCGAAAACAGGAGAAUAUGGAACAUAUGAUGGAGGAGGAUACAUUUUACGCUUCACAAAAGAUAAAGACAAAGGACAACUACUUAUCAAGGAUAUGAUUGAACAAAAUUGGAUCGAUCGCCAAACUCGUGCCAUUUUUCUAGAAUUCACUUUGUAUAACGCGAACAGCAACCUUUUUGUUCAUGCAAUUUUUUUGACGGAGUUUUUGGAAACUGGUGGUUUGACAAAAUGGACUGAGAUACAGGCAUUUCGACCAAUUCUUAUUUCAGACUCAAUUGGAAAUCUCAAGGCUUUCUGUUAUAUAACUUUCAUAAUUUACAUACUUAUAGCAACAACAAAAGUCGUUUUCAAAAUAAAGAUCAAUGGCUGUUCUUUCUUAACGCAUCCAUGGAAUUUGGUAACGAUCUUUAGUAUUUUUCUCGGUUACACGUCUGUUUCUGUGUAUAUCGUCCGAACAAUAUUUGCAAAGAAAGCAAUGAAGUUGUUUUAUGACAAAUUAUUGACCCAAGAGGACAAGUUUAUCAAUUUUAACCAUAUAAUCAUAUGGGACAAUAUUUUCAAUGCCGUGUUUGCAACUCUUGUUUUUCUCUCAACACUUCAACUUCUGAACAUCCUGGGAUAUAAUAAAAGAUUCACCCAGAUUAUAUCGGUCGUGGUCAAUGCAGGAAGCGACAUAGGCGGAUUUGGGUUCAUUUUUCUCAUUAUCUAUGUAAUGUUUGUAAUACUUGGAACGCUUCUAUUUGGAGUUCAACUUCGGGACUAUCGAGAUUUUUUCAGUACAUGUGGAACAUUGGCAAACAGUUUCAUAGGAAAGAACAACCUUAAGUCGAUGGUAUCUGCAGUUCCUACUUUUGCCGAAUUCUUUUAUUUCAUGUACAUGUUUUGUGUGAUCAUGACAUUAAUAACAAUAUUUGCAGCCAUAUUAAAUCAGAGCAUUUCUAACGUCAAUGCAUCUCUAAAUAUUGAAUACAAUAAGCUUGGUAUGAAAUUUUAUAUCAGUAAAACGAUAAAAGACAUCUUGGGAAUGGUGUUCAAGACUGGGACGGAUCACAAACCAAAUGUUACGAAAGGGAACCUGUACAGAAAUAAUGCGUCUGCUGAUAGUGAAACCUUUGAUGUUUUACAUCUCUUGAGUAGAUCUUUACACCAAACCAUUGAUAGGACAGAUGAGAAAACUUAUGAAAAAUACAUUGAAUCGGGGAAACGAGAGUCCAAUGGAGAUGUUUUUGAAAGUUCAAAGGACGAUUCAGAGAGGAUGGCCACAGACACAGAAAGAAAUGUGUAUAAACACGACAAACGUGUCCAUUUUGAUGACAUAAUGUUUAAUUUUUUAUAAAGGUUUUUUUUUUCAAGUUUGAUAUAUUCAUUUAGUUUGAAAUAUUGAUUACUACGUGUAGUAUCUUUUUCAAGUGAAAACAACAUAUGAUAACUAUAAUAAUCUAAUUUAUCUAUUUGAAUGUGACAUAAACCUAAUGUGUAGAAAGGAAUAUUUAUUAUUGUUCAAUUUGUUAUUUUCAAAAACUUAACGGUUAUAAAAUAUACCAAACGCAUCUUAUCAAGGUACAUUAUUUUGAGCAGAUUUUAAAAGAAAACUGCAAACUCUGACUGUGAGUAUUUUAAUUUAUAAUUUAAAUAAUUUUCAGUAAUUAGCAAGAAAAUAGUCUAAACCUUUACAUUAUUAUGAAUGAAACUUCAAGUGUACGGAAAUAUAGCUCUAUUGUAUAUUGACCCGAAGUUUUGGUAAAACUACAGUUUUUCGUUUGCAGAUACAUGUAUGCUAUUUAUACAUUUCUUGUAAACUAUACUAUUGUGUAAUUUCAUAAAUAAUAAAAAGACAACGAUUUCUUAAUAAAUGCAUAC